Erinaceus europaeus (western European hedgehog) is the source of this 2945-nucleotide messenger RNA. RefSeq names its product NOP2/Sun RNA methyltransferase 2 (gene NSUN2). The record is from RefSeq and is a predicted model, not a curated record. Gene Ontology annotation, biological process: tRNA methylation. Lineage: Eukaryota; Metazoa; Chordata; Mammalia; Eulipotyphla; Erinaceidae. Gene Ontology annotation, cellular component: cytoplasm; nucleus. Bases 74 to 2572 code for a protein of 832 amino acids. Gene Ontology annotation, molecular function: tRNA (cytidine-N5)-methyltransferase activity; tRNA binding. The transcript is spliced from 19 exons.
GAACCUGCCGCACGGAAGUGGAGCGACUCUGGCAGGCCGAGUGCUGCGGGCAGCGUGUGCGGCCGGGGUAGCCAUGGGGCGGCGGGCGCGGAGCCGACGGGUCCCGCAGCAGCGGCCCGAGGGCGCCGGGGAGGACGGCGGGAGGCGCGGCGACGCGGGCUGGGAAGGCGGCUACCCCGAGAUCGUCAAGGAAAACGAGCUGUUCGAGCGCUACUACCGCGAGCUCGGCAUCGUGCCGGCCGGCGAGUGGGAGCAGUUCAUGGGCGCCCUGCGGCAGCCGCUGCCGGCCACGCUGCGGAUCACCGGCUACAAGAGCCACGCCAAGGAGCUCCUGCAGUGCCUGAAGAGCAAGUACUUCAAGGAGCUGGAGGACCUGGAGGUGGACGGGCACAAGGUGGAGGUCCCGCAGCCCCUGAGCUGGUACCCGGAAGAGCUGGCCUGGCACACAAACUUGAGUCGCAAGAUCCUCCGGAAGUCUCCGCAGCUGGAGAAGUUCCACCAGUUCCUGGUCAGCGAGACCGAGUCUGGAAACAUCAGUCGUCAGGAAGCCGUCAGCAUGAUCCCCCCGCUGCUGCUCAAUGCUCACCCUCACCACAAGAUCUUGGACAUGUGUGCGGCCCCGGGAUCCAAGACCACUCAGCUGAUCGAGAUGCUCCACGCUGACAUGACGGUCCCCUUCCCAGAGGGCUUCGUGAUCGCCAACGACGUGGACAACAAGCGCUGCUACCUGCUGGUGCACCAGGCCAAGCGCCUGGGCAGCCCCUGCAUCAUGGUGGUGAACCACGACGCCGCCAGCAUCCCGCGGCUACAGAUGGACGUGGGCGGCCGGAAGGAGGUCCUCUUCUACGACCGUAUCCUGUGCGACGUCCCCUGCAGCGGUGACGGCACCAUGAGGAAGAACAUCGACGUCUGGAAGAAGUGGAGCACCUUGAACAGCCUGCAGUUGCAUGGGUUGCAGCUGCGCAUCGCCACGCGGGGCGCGGAGCAGCUGGUGGAGGGCGGCCGCCUGGUGUACUCGACCUGCUCUCUCAACCCUGUGGAGGAUGAGGCCGUCGUCGCCUCCUUGCUGGAGAAGAGCGAAGGUGCUCUGGAGCUGGCGGACGUGUCUUCCGAGCUGCCGGGUCUCAAGUGGAUGCCGGGGAUCAUGCAUUGGAAGGUGAUGACCAAGGACGGACAGUGGUUCUCAGACUGGGAGUCCGUCCCCCACAACCGCCACACGCAGAUCCGGCCCACCAUGUUCCCGCCCCAGGACCCACAGAAGCUGCAGGCCAUGCACCUGGAGCGCUGUCUGCGCAUCCUGCCCCACCAUCAGAACACCGGAGGCUUCUUCGUGGCCGUGCUCGUGAAGAAGGCGCCCAUGCCGUGGAACAAGCGUCCCCCGAAGCUGCAGGGGGUGUCCACGGAGCCCCGAGAAGUUGCACGGCCCCCCCAGCCAGCGGACCCCCCGGGGGGGAACGCCAUGGACCCUUCCCAGCUGGAGGAACAGCCAGGUGCUGGAGUAGGGGACCCAGAAGCAACGGAAAGGAUGGAGCCCGUGGAGAGCUAUGGGGCCAGGAAGGACGGUGUGUGUGGCCCUCCGCCUUGUAAGAAGAUGAAGUUGUUUGGGUUUAAAGAAGACCCGUUUGUGUUUAUCCCUGAAGACGACCCCUUGUUCUCCUCCAUCCAGAAGUUCUAUGCCCUGGACCCGUCCUUCCCGAGGAGCAACGUGCUAACGCGCACGACGGAGGGGAAGAAGCGGCAGCUGUACAUGGUGUCCAAGGAGCUGCGCAACGUGCUGCUCAACAACAGCGAGCGCGUCAAGGUCAUCAACACUGGCGUCAAGGUCUGGAGCCGCAACAGCGGUGGGGAGGACUUCGGCUGCGCCUUCCGGCUGGCCCAGGAGGGCAUCUACACACUGUACCCCUUCAUCAAGUCAAGGGUCGUCGGCGUGUCCGCGGAGGACGUGAAGGUCCUGCUCACCCAGGAGAACCCAUUCUUCCGGAAGCUGAGCAGCGAGGCCUUCAGCCAGGUCAAGGACCUGGCCAAGGGCAGCGUGGUCCUUAAGUACGAGCCGGACCCCACGAAGCCCGACACCCCGCAGUGUCCCAUUGUGCUGUGCGGCUGGCGGGGGAAGGCCUCCAUCAGGACGUUUGUGCCCAAGAGUGAGCGACUGCAUUACCUCCGCAUGAUGGGGCUGGAGGCCGAGGAGAGGAGGCGGGGGCCGGGCAGGGACGCCGCUGGUGGGGACAAGGCCAACGGAGACACUGCUGAUGGGGACAUGGCCGACGGAGACACUGUUGGUGGGGACACGGCCGACGGAGACACUGCUGAUGGGGACACGGCCAACGGAGACACUGCUGAUGGGGACAUGGCCGACGGAGACACUGCUGAUGGGGACACGGCCGAUGGAGACACUGCUGAUGGGGACACGGCCGACGGAGACAUUGCUGAUUCAGAUACGACCGACGGGGACACAGCCGGCCAGGUCACUGCUGGCCCCGAGCCAGGGGAGGCUGCAGUGAGUUCCCAGCCUGUGGCCAGAGAGGUCCCCACCCGACCAGAGGAUGCCUCCGGGGCCCCCUUUGACCCCUAGGCCAGACCUGGAGUGCUCAGCUGCGAGGACUGGGCAUUCCAGCAGGCGGAGGCCUCGGCGGGGAGGGUGCUCCUCUCUGCAGAUGCAGCAGCUGCCCCUGGGCUCAAGCAGGUGCUAGGUGCUGGGUGUUUCGGCUUGACCCGGUGUCUGCCCUUGGCCUCCUGGCCCACUGUGUCUUCACCGCUAUUCAUGGAAAGCCGGGACCCGUCUCGGGUGACUCGGUGACUCUGUGCCUUUGCAACGAGGGCAAGGCUGAUGCCCAACCCCACGCCCCACGCCGGGGCUCGGAGCUCUGCUGGGAGCACUUUGCAAUCUGGCUUUUUUAAUGGGUUGGGGAUCCAUGGACCGUUCAAUAAAAGGGUUCUCCAUGGAA